GCGAUUUUCAUUGAAGGCUGUUGCGCGUGCGCCCUAAAGUAGAUUGUUAUCCCGCUGAUUUGUUCCGGUUUGAAGUCUGCGCAUGCGUGGAAGGUUCGUGAAAGUUCCUCAUUGAAAGCCGGCGUGUGGGAGAGGAGAAGAACUGAAGGUUGCGCCCUGUCAGACGGAGGUUACUCGCCCCCUGGAAAGGAAAGGUUGAACUACCGCCAGUCAGUGCUGGAAUAGUGUGUGACUAUGUCUUUACUCUGCUACAACCGGGGCUGCGGGCAACGCUAUGAUCCAGAGGGGAACAGUGAUGAUUCAUGUACAUACCACCCCGGUGUUCCCGUCUUUCAUGAUGCUUUAAAGGGUUGGUCCUGCUGUAAGAGACGAACCACUGAUUUUUCUGAUUUUUUAAGUAUUGUGGGAUGUACGAAGGGGCAGCACAAUAAUGAAAAGCCUCCGGAACCAGUGAAACCCGAAGUCAAGAUAACAUCUGAUAAGAAGGAACUGGCAGAUUUUAAACCAAAGUUCAAUGAGCUUAUUAUUCAAGCCCCAAAACCUAUUGAGUGCAUAAAUAGACCAAGCUCGGACGAGCCAAUGGCAAAACUGCAGCUGAAGAUUUCUGCAUCCUUGAAGCAAGCACUGGAUAAACUGAAGCUUUCAGAAAAUGAUAAAACAGUAACCGAUGAAUCCGGUGAAAUUAAAAUUGGAACCUCUUGUAAGAAUGGUGGUUGUUUAAAGACUUUUGCUGGACCACAGAGUAAUGAAGAGGUUUGUCAUUAUCACAGCGGGGUGCCCAUAUUCCACGAAGGGAUGAAAUAUUGGAGCUGCUGUAGGAGGAAAACCUCCGAUUUCAAUACGUUUUUGUCUCUAGAAGGGUGUACAAAGGGUACCCAUUUAUGGACCAAAAAGGAUGAUGGUAAAAAAGUAGUCCCAUGUAGGCACGACUGGCAUCAGACUGGCGCAGGAGUGACAAUAUCAAUUUAUGCAAAAAAUUCAAUGCCGGAGCUAAGCUACGUGGAAGCAAAUAGCACAGUUGUAAAUAUUCAGGUAGUAUUUGAAGGAGAGAAGACAUUUCAGCAAAAUGUACAGCUCUGGGGGGUGAUUGAUGUUGCGAAAAGUUACGUCAGUUUGACUGCCACAAAGGUGGAAGUCUUUCUGAAGAAAGCGGAAUUCAUGACUUGGGCACGGCUAGAAUUACCUCAAAAAGCCCCGGCCCCGUCUGAACAGAAUGAGACUCCAGAGGAACAAGAAUAACUGUAGACAUUGUCAACGUUUCGGGGUUGCGAUAAGAGCUUUUGCCUUCUUUCCAUGCUCCAUUGCUAUAAUUGUUCCCCCAAGUUUUCUUUCGUAUCAUUCUAGCAAGGCGACUUCUGAUCCCAAUCCCUCGUUUGUCCUUGUAACAACACCAAAACGGUCUGGUCAGAACUGCAGGUAAAUGACGGGCUUUUCCUCUUGUUAUUAUAUUUUAUAUGUAAUCUGUGUGCUCCUGGAACAUUGCAAUCAAGGUGCACAGUCAUGAAAGAAAUAAUGUUGGAAAUUGAGUUUCAUCCGUAACCGUAAAUGGCACGCAAGUGGUGCAUGCUACAUGACAAGCAUAUGCAAACAUGCUGAAAGUUGCACACGCAUUUGAGUUUGUAAAUGAGCCGUUAAAUAAAUACCUCCAUGACUGUAA
Molecule: messenger RNA, 1657 nt
Organism: Xenopus laevis (African clawed frog)
Lineage: Eukaryota; Metazoa; Chordata; Amphibia; Anura; Pipidae
Gene: chordc1.S
Product: cysteine and histidine rich domain containing 1 S homeolog
Source: RefSeq, marked provisional